GUCUCAUUCUCUCCAGGUGACAGCGGAAGAGAUAUAGAAACUGCGGAGAGGAUUACAGGGGCUCCCAGAGCUGUAACAGCUCACAAUGGGCAGCAGGAAACUAUUGCUCCUGGUGCUAUUCGCCAGCAGCUGCACAUUUGCACAAGAGGAUGCUGCAGAUGCUCAAAGUUCCACCUGUUUAAGAGAUGCCACAAAAUUUAAACAUCUGAGGAAAUAUGUAUAUAAUUAUGAAGCUCAAACAUCUACUGGAGUAACUGGUACAGCAGACACACAGAGUGGAUCAAAAUUUUCCUGCAAGGUUGAAUUGGAAGUUCCACAGCUAUGUAAUUUUAUUCUUCGAAUAAAAGAAUGCACCCUGCGAGAGGUGUAUGGCGUUAAUCCUGAGGGCAAAGCACUUUUUAAGAAAUCCAAGAAUUCUGAAGACUUCUCUAGUGCUAUGUCAAAAUAUGAGGUUAAUUUUUCAGUCCUUAAUGGAAAAAAUGUAGUAUUAUAUCCUCAAAAGGAUGAAGCCUUGAAUAUUUUGAACAUGAAGAGGGGUAUUAUUUCUGCUCUUGUUAUACCAGAUGAAACUCAGGAAAAUUCUUACGUGGAUACAGUGUAUGGAAAAUGUUCAAGUCAAGUUACUGUAAACACCAGACACGGGGCCACAGCAACUGAUGUCACAGUCGAUAGAAAUCUGAAAACAUGUGACCAGUUUGUUCCAAUAAGAGACUAUGUUAGUCCACUUGCUCUGAUUAAAGGAUUGAAUUCUCCAUUGUCCACAUUAAUUAGGAGUAGCCAAUCCUGCCAGUACAGUAUGGACCCAAAACGAAGACACAUCACUGAUGCAAUCUGCACAGAAAAACAUCUUUUCCUUCCCUUCUCCCAUAAAAAUGAAUAUGGUAUUAUGGCAAAAGUUGUACAAACACUAAAGCUGGAAGAUGUAGCAAAAACUAACAGCAGAGAAUUUGAUGGAGAUUCAUCAUUGGAAAGAGGUCUUGCCUUAGAGGCUGCAAUAGAUAAGAAUUCUAAAAAUGUAGACACCAUCUUGGAAAAUCUAGAGGAGCUGCAAAAGUUGUCCACAUCAGAGAGGAACCAGCAAAGAGCUGGGCGGUUUCAUAAACUUGUUACUGGUUUAAGGAGUUUAAAUAACGAAACACUUGGUCCUCUUAUACCAAAACUGACACAGCUCUCAAGUCCUAUUACUCUACAAGCAUUGGCUCAGUGUGGUACCCCAGAGUGCUUUGGAGGCAUUCUUCAAGUGCUCAGAAGUGGAGAGAUAACUCCAGUGCUGAGUGAUGCAGUCACAUAUGGUCUUGGACUUUUGCCUUCUCCAUGCACAAAACGUGUCCGGGAGCUUCUUAAUAUGGCACAGUAUCAGCCCGGCAGAGCUUCAUUUUACGCCUUAAGCCAUGCAGUUAAUAACUUCUUUGAAGACACGCAAACUAUUACACCUGACUUAAAGGAUGUUGCUGAUUUCAUGGUAUCACUGAUCGGAAAUGACUGUACACAAAAUGAAGAUAAAACAUUCCUGAGUCUUAAGGCCAUCGGCAUUAUGGGAAAAGCAUUGGAGGCCGCUAAUCCAGAAAUUAAGCCUUCUCUUCUGAAGUGUGUUAAAAGCCCAACACCAUCCCUUGAUGUUCAAAAGGCUGCUAUACAAGCAUUCCGUAGAAUGACCAUUACAGAUGAGGUUCGGAGUGCACUUGUACAAACUUUCCUUGAUUCCAGUGCUCCCAUGCAGAAGAGAUUAGCUGCCUAUCUCAUUGUAAUGAAAAAUCCAUCUCAGUCUGAUCUUCGUAAAGUCACUAGAAAUUUAGUUAAAGAGCAAAAUGAACAAGUGAAAAAUUUUGUGGCUUCCCACGUCAUUAAUAUUCUGAAUUCUGAUGCCCCUGAAGUUCAAGAACUUAGAGCUAAAUUGGAAGAAUCUUUGAAGGGCGUUGAGUUGCCAAGUAUUGAUACAGACAUGACUAAGUUUUCACAAAACUAUCAGUUUUCCAAGAGUGUUGCUGUUCCAGGCGUAGAUGAGGCCUUCGCAACCAAAGCAGAAGGGAAUUUCAUUUUUGAUUCCAGUAGCUACUUGCCUAAGGAAGCAAUGCUAGAAGCAACGCUAAAUGUUUUUGGAAAAUCUGUUGACAUGUUUGAGGUUGGCUUAGAAGUAAAUGGCUUUGAACCAACGCUGGAGGCUUUGUUUGGAAAAGGAGGGUUCUUUCCAGAUUGCACCAUGAAGGCACUAUAUUGGGUUGAUGGCAAAGUUCCAGAUAAGAUCACAGAAAUUCUUUAUAAAUGGUUUGGCAUUUCCAAGCAGGACAAGCAAAAUCAGGACAUAACAAAAGCAAUUAUUCUUAAUGCUGAAAAACUGAUAAAAGAACUGAGAUCUAGUGAUGCUCCAGAGGCUAAAGCAUAUCUGGAAAUUUUGGGAAAGGAAUUAGGCUACCUGAAACUAAGUGAUGUUAAAACACUAGGCAACAUGUUAAUGAAGAGUCUGCACACUACACAAGAGCUGCCUGGAAAGAUCAUAAAAGCCAUUUCUAAAGGUUUUGAAAGUGACCUAUUUCUUCACUACAUCUUCAUGGACAAUGAAUUUGAUCUUCCAACAGGAUCAGGUCUUCAGCUGCAGGUCUCACUUUCAGGAAUUGUAGCUCCAGGGACAAAGGCUGGUAUGAGAGUUGCAUCAAAAAAUAUACAAGCAGAACUAUCUAUGAAGCCAGCAGUCGCUGUGGAAUUUGUUACAAAAUUAGGCAUUCACAUUCCUGAAUUUUCCAGACAUGCAGUACAGAUGAAUACCAAUAUUUACCAUGAAUCUGGAUUUGAAGCACGCAUUUCAGUAAAGCAAGGACAGUUCAAGUUUUCAAUUCCAGCACCAUCUGAGCCAACCAAGCUACUAAGCAUUAACAACGAACUUAGCCUGAUAUUCCCAUCAAAAACAGAAGUUAUGCCAUCCAUUAUGGAAAACAGAGAAGAACGAUCAUCUUGCAGACCUCUGUUUACAGGUUUAGUUUCCUGUACAAAUAUUGGAUAUUCAAAUGCAGGUUCAAUUGAAGGAGCUCCACGCUUCCCAUUAACUGGACAGUCAAGAUUUGAGGUGGAGAUUCGGCCAACUGGAGAAGUUCAAGAGUAUUCCGUGACUGCAAGUUAUAAUCUUGUUAAGGAAGAGGAUGAUUUGAUUGACACACUGAAAUUUUCUGCUCAAGCAGAAGGAACAAAGACAUGUGAAGCAUCACUGACCACAAAAUAUAACAGAAACAAGAUUAUUUUAACAAGUGAUGUUAAAAUCCCAGGUUUUGAUAUUGACUUUGGUCUCAGUAUGAAAGUUAAAGACGAAUCAAUGGAUUCCAAGAAGUCAUAUGAUGUUGUUGUAGAUUUUAACAACCAACAGGUUUCAGAACUAACACUAACAGGAAAAAUAAGAUCUGAUCCAAAAAGUGAAUUCUCAUUGAGUACUGUGCUUUCAAUUCCAAGAUUACAUACAGAAGCAGUGACAGACGUAUCUGUUCAGUAUUUACUGAGAGCAUUUAAAAUGCAGUUGCAAUCUUCUGCCACAAUAUGUGCAUUGUCUGGUUCACAGAGUGCAGUAUUUACAUAUGACAAUGAAAAGGUAGAGUUAGAAUGGAGCACAACUGCGAACUCAAACCUGAAAAAGAUCAUUUCAAAAUUACCAGAUGUCAGUUUCUCUGAGUUUGCCGAUUAUCCGGAAUCUCUAAAGAACUAUGCCAAUGACGUGCUGGACCACAAAGUUGCUCAAACCGACAUGACACUAAGACAUAUUGUUUCACAAUCAUUAGUGGCUAGCAACAACUGGGUCCAAAAGGCAUCUAAAGAUAUGCCUUAUGCCAAUACUCUUCAUAAGAAACUGAUUGCAUUAAAAGAACUAAACUUUCAGGAAAUGGGACUUCCACCAUUCCCAGAACAAUUAUACUUAAACAGCGAUGGAAGGGUCAGUUAUCUUUUUAACAAGGACAGUAUAAUUAUCAAUGUGCCAUUACCAUAUGGAGGAAAAUCUUCAGAACAACUUAGGGUACCAAGAACUGUAAAAUCCCCUUCAGUAAACCUCCAGGCAAUGGGAUUAAGUAUUCCAUCCCAGGAGUUUAAUGUUCCGUCAUUCACAAUUCCAGAAUAUUACCAACUGAAGGUUCCAUUAAUUGGUGUUUUGGAACUCUCAUCCAAUGUAAAAAGCAAUUACUACAACUGGUCUGCAUCAUAUACAGGUGGAAACACUACAAUUGACGCUUACACUUUUAUCACUAAGUAUGAAAUGAAAGCAGAAUCUAUUCUGGAUGUUUUAUCCUACAAAAUUGAUGGUAAUGCACUUACAACAUAUGAACCAGAAAAAUCAUUAUCUUUGUCAUACGAAGCAUCUCUGUAUCAUAGUCUAUUGGAGACAAGUGUCAGACUAAGAGAAACAUAUAACUUCAAUAGCAAUCAGAUUUUGAAAGAAACCUAUGCUUUAAAUGCUAAGAGCAUACUAGGAUUAGAAAGCUCUGUAGCUUCAACAUGUUCUCUCUCAAAAAAUGAUAAGUUUAUAGUCUUAGAAUGCAAUAUUAAUGGAAGAUCUAAUUUGGCAUCAAUGUUUGCAAACUUCGAUUAUACGGCAAUUAGCAAUUUAAACCAUGAUUUCUCCCAAGAAUGGGCAGAAUUUAACUUUAACUUGGAUUCAUCGAUUCUGCAGGCAACAAAUAAAUUAUCAAUUGUGGAAAACACAAUCACAUCAACAACAAAUGUGCAAAAUGGUGCUCUCACAAACACAUGGACACUAGAUUAUGGAAAUGGGCAAGACACAUUUAAAUCUGUCACUAAUGGAGAUUUCUACAACCUGGUUGUGUUGAACAAAUAUGAAAUUACAUUAUCUAAACAAAAAGCAGCUAUUCGUUCAGAAUAUCAGGCUGAUUAUAAGCGCCAUCGAUUUUACACUUUACUUUCUGGAUCACUGGAUUCCCUUGGUUUAGAACUGAAUGCUGAUGUAAAUCUUAACAAUCAGGCAAACAGAGCUGCUCACAAAGGAACUCUGACAAUCAACCAAGAUGGUUUAUCCACAAGUGCAACAACAAAUGUAAAUUAUAACCCCUUGACACUGGAAAAUGAAUUUAAUGCUGCUAUUGGAUCAAUGGGAGCAGCAAUGAAAAUGACAGCAAAUGGACGCUACAGAGAAAACAAUGCAAGAUUUACUAUUGACAGCAAAGCAGCCUUAAGUGAACUUUCUUUUGGUAGUGUGUAUCAAUUUAACCUUUUUGACAUUGAUAGCAAAAAUGUUCUCUACUUUAAAGUUAGUAAGGAAGGAUUGAAGUUUUCUAAUAACUGGAUGGGGUCAUUUGAGCAAAUUAAAUUGGAGAAUAACAAUGAGUUAAGCAUUGUUUCAUCAGUUAUUAUGUUUACCUCUAAAUUUAAAAAUACGUUAGAUUCUGACAAAUCCUACAAUCAGAAUUUUGAACUACAGAUACAACCAUAUAUUCUGACAGCUCUGCUUAACAACGAAUUCCAAUAUGGACCACUUGAACUAACAAAUAAGGGUCAACUGCAACUUGAACCAUUAAAAAUGAAUCUAGAUGGCAAUAUGAAAGGCGCCUUUAACAAAGAUGAGAUAAAACAUUCCUACACUAUCUCUUAUGGUGAUCUCACAGCAAAUCUGAAAAGUGACACAGUUGCAAGCAUCCAAGGUACUGCUCACUCUCACAGAAUGAAUAUGGAAAUUGCUGGACUUUCUGCAUCAUUUAGAAGCAACACAAACUGUGAAUCUAAAUCCAUGCGCUUGUCAAAUGUAUUUCGUUCAGUUAUAGCUCCAUUUACUUUGACUAUUGAUUCUCAUACUACUGGAGAUGGAAGGCUGAUGUUUUUGGGAGAACACACUGGACAGCUUUACAACAAAAUUAUUCUAAAGGCUGAGCCUCUGGCAUUUAAUUUAGACCACGACUAUAGGGGAUCCACUGGCCAUUCAGUUGGAGCAGGAAACACUCAUAAUACAUUAGUAGAUUACAAAGUGAAUAUACUAUUCACACCUUCAGAACAGAAAAGUCUAUUAAAGCUAAAAAGCCAGCUGAACCAGAACAUAUAUACUCAAGAAUUUAAUGCCUAUAAUAAUCCUGUGAGUAUUGGCAUAGAACUGAGUGGACAAACAUUAGCAGAUCUCUCUAUGCUGGACAGACAAAUUAAUCUACCUUUUGUAAAAUUUAAUCCGAUUGAUGCUUUAAAUCUCAGAGAAAGUGUGGGUAGUCCUCAAGAAUUUGGUAUUUCUGGAUAUGUCAGGUAUGACAAAAAUGAAGAUAUGCACAUCAUUAAUCUGCCAUUUAUUGAAAGUCUGCCAUUGUAUUUUGAAAAAGUAAGGAGUUCUUUAUUAACAUCUUUGCAAGCUUUGCAAACUUCCCUAAAAGAUAUAAAUAUUGACCAAUAUGUAAGUAAAUAUCGAAGAAGUUUAGAUAAACUUCCCCAAAGGAUGAAUGACUAUAUGAACAGCUUAGAGUUAGAGAGAAACAUAAAUGAAGCAAAAGAAAAAGUAGCAUCCAUAGCUAAGAGAUUUAGAAUUAGUGCUGAAGAACUUCAAAUUGAAAUUGAAAAGUAUUUCAGAGAAGCUCUUAUUAACUUGCAAAAUUAUGUAGACAAAUUGGAAAAUGCCAUCAGGGAAAAUUACAAUCUUGAAAAACUGAAGAAAGUCAUUGAAGUGUUCAUUCACAAAUGUCUUGAACAAGUGAAAUAUUUGGAUGAGCAAUAUAAAUUCCGUGUGAAGACUGUUCAAAUGAUCCAAGACCUGAAAAACUUUGUGGAAGGGUUUAAUCUUAAUGAUGUAGAAAAAAGUUUAGCAGCUUGGAUUAAAAAUGUUGAUGACACAUACCAAAUCAAGGCUAAAUUGCGUAAUGUUUUAGAAAAACUCCAGUCUUUAAUUGAAAGAUUUGAUAUUGGCCAAAUAGCCGAGACAAUGAAGGCACAAUUAGAUAAAAUAGAUAUAAAUGAGUACACAGAAUAUCUUAAAAAUCUGAUGCCAGUUCAAAAAAUCAAUUUCAUAAUUGAGCAAAUACAAAAUAUUAUUGUCACACUGCUACAGGAAUAUGAUGUUAAUGAGAAGAUCAAUGUUAUUGUUGACAAAUUCCAAGUCUUUGUUGCAGAAUAUGGGAUUAACAGAAAAAUUCAGAGACUUAUAGAAGAUUUUAUUCAGCUUCUUAAUCAGCAGAAAGUUAAAGAAACAAUACAAACUAUAGCAGACAUGCUAAAUGAUGUGGAUAUAAAGAUGCAUUUCAAUAAAAUACUUAAAUUAGUUGAAAAUGCAAUCAAGCAGGUCAGAGACUAUGAUUACAAAACUCUUGUUGAUGACAUCAAUAAUUAUCUAGAUAUUGCUAUAAAGAAGAUGAAAUCAUUCAACUACGAGCAGUUUGUAAAUGAAAUUAAUGAUGGGUUAAGAGAAGUAACUACUACAAUUAAUAAUCGAAUGAGAGAACUUGAAUUGCCACAGAAAGCUGAAGCUCUAAAGCAAUACCUACAAAAUGUAAGAAAAGUAUUUGAAGAUUAUUUUAUUCAGUUAAGAGACACAAAAUUUUCUUCAGUUGUGCAAUGGUAUCAGGAUUUGAUGAGCUCAACUGUAUUAAAUGAUUUUAAAUCCAGAACAAAGGAGAUGCUUGAAGAUGCCAGAGAUAGAAUAUAUUCUAUGGAUAUAAAGAAAGAAUGUCAUAGAUAUUUGCAGCAGGCAAGCCAACUUUAUAAUCGUAUAAUCACAUGUUUUAUUGAACAAUGGAAUAUUGCUGCUAGAAAAAUGACUAAUUUUGCAGUGGAAAACAAUAUCAAAGAGUGGGCUGAAAAAGUAAAAUUGUUCGUUGAAGAAGGAUUUGUAGUUCCAGAAAUUAAAUUAGUAUUUAUUACUGUUCCUUCUUUUGAAUUUAGCCUUCGUGCUUUCAGACAGGCAACCUUUAAAACAGUUGCUUUCAUUGUACCAUUUACUGAUUUGUACGUAGAAUCUGUUGAGUUCAAUUUUAGAAGACUAAGAGAAAUUAACAUCCCAACAAGAUUUGUUACUCCAGAAUUUACUAUAUUAAAUACUUACAAAGUCCCUUCAUAUACAAUCGAUUUGAAUGAGAUUAAACUACAAAUUGUAAGAACAAUUGAUCAGAUACUUUCAAGUGACUUUGAGUUGCCGUCUCCAAAGGUUUACUUCAAAGACUUAACCAUGAGUGACAUGGUAAUUCCAACAUUUUCAUUUCCAGAAGUCUACAUUCCAAAUAUGCAAAUACCUGAAUUACAAAUUCCUACAUUAAACCUAAAAGAUUACCAGUUUGCUGAUAUUCGGAUACCAGAUUUUCAACUUCCAAAAAUUCCACACACAGUAGCUAUUCCAACAUUUGGAAAGUUUUCCAGUUCUUUCAAGGUGAACUCACCAUUUUUUACAAUGAAAACAUUAGCAGAAGUUCAAAAUACCACAAUUUCUGAAAGCAACCCUGAAUUUUAUGCUUCACUUUCAGCAGAAACUACAUCACAGAUAGAAGCGUUGGUAUUCACCCUUGUAGCAGAUGCCCGUGCUUCUGCACCACUGGUGGAACAACUGAUUUUAAAGGAGUCAGUGGUAGCAUCAAGCAAGUAUGCUAAGUUUGAUCAUAACACUGAAAUGACGUUUACUGGAGAAAACAUUCAAAUCAAAGCUGAAACUAUAGCCACUUUACACACUGACAAAAAUUCAGCAGAAUUCCAUAAUGACAUCAUCAUAAAGUUACAGAAAAAGAUUACAGCUGACAUAAAUACCAAAUAUUCUCACAAACUGAAUAUUCCACAAUUUGAUAUUUCAAGCCAGAUUGAACUUCAGAAUGAAAUUGAUUCUUUAGUGGAAGCUGGAAGGAUUUUAUUUACUUCUACCAGCAAAGGAAACUGGAAGUGGUCAUGUCCUGCAUUUUCAGAUGAAGGUAUCCAUCAAGGAAACCUAAAGUUCACUUUAAGAGGUGGUUCCAUUGAUCUUUCAGGUUCAAAUAAGGUAACUGAUAAAUAUUUUAAAAUGGAUCAAAGCAUAAAGUAUAACUCAGUCUUGUUAAACAAUGCAAACAUCGAAAUAAUGUCAAAAGUUGAGUCUCCUUAUGUUGGAAACAGUAUUGCCUCUUCAAAAGGAAGUGCCCAGAUUAGUGAUAUGAAAGCAGAGCUAACUGCAACUCAUAAUGCAGAAUUAACUGGCAAAACAACAGGUAAAAUAAGCAAUGACUUCUCAUUUCUGACAAAGCUCUUCGAAAUUAAGGUAUCUACUAACAAUAAUGGCAAUUUGAAAGUUAGUUUUCCUUUAAAACUGACAGGCAAAAUUGAAUUCCUCAACAACUAUAAUUUCAUUCUCAGCUCAGAUGUUCAACAGAUAUCUUGGCAAGCCAAUGGCAGGUUCAACCAGUACAAAGUUUCACACAUCAUUUCAGCUGGCAACAGUAAUGAAAAUAUUGAGGCUGUUCUUGGAUUAAAUGGUGAAGCAAACCUUGACUUCCUGACAAUUCCGAUAACUAUUCCUGAAAUUCUAAUUCCCUAUUCUUCAAUGAAAAUACCUGAGGUUAGAGAAUUCUCUCUAUGGGAUAAAACAGGACUAAAUAAGCUAUUAACAAGUACUAAGCAAAAUUUUGAUCUUAAUGUAAAGCUUCAGUAUGCUAAGAAUAAGGAUAUGCAUUCCAUACCAUUGCCACUGGGUACGAUAUAUGAUUCCAUCAAUUCCAAUAUGAAGACCCUUAAUAUAAAGUUUGCGAAGGGUCGUGAUAAAGCACUGAAUGUUUUGCAGGACUCAUAUAACCAAGCAAAAGUACAACUUGAUAAGUACAAGUUAGGGAAUACUGACAGGAAAGUCCAAAGAACUAUCAGAAUCCCAGGAUACACAAUACCUCUGAUGAACAUUGAAGUCUCUCCUUUUACAGCAGAACUUCCUUCUUUUGGUUAUAUUCUUCCUAAAGAAAUAAGCACACCAAGCUUCAUGGUACCACUGCUUGGCUUCUCUAUUCCAACAUACACACUAGUUUUACCUUCAUUGGAACUACCAGUUCUUCAUAUACCAAAUACACUGAGAAAACUUACUCUUCCUAAAUUUAAGCUACCCACUGAUCAGAACAGCAUUUUGAUUCCUGCAAUUGGAAAUUUAACUUAUGAUUUUUCAUUUAAAUCAAAUGUGAUCUCAAUAACAACGAGUGCCGGACUAUACAAUCAAUCUGACAUUUCAGCUCGUGUGAGUGUCAUCUCAACUUCUGUUAUUGAUGUUCUUCAGUUUAACAUAGAUGCAACAACUGGACUAACAAGAAAGAGGGGACUGAAAUUAGCUACUGCACUGGCCAUGAAAACAGUAUUUAUUGAGGGCAAGCAUGAAAGCUCAUUGUCAUUUGGGAGGAAAAAUAUGGAAGCAUCAGUAAUAACAAAUGGAAAAUUAAAUCUUGCCCUUUUUAAAAUGACACUCAAACAGGAACUUACUGGUAACACAAAAACUAAACCUACCAUCUCAUCAAAGAUGAAUAUUGGUUAUGAUUUUAAUGAUUCAGUAUUUGGAAAUAGUGCUAAAGGGACACUUGAUCACACACUUAGCUUGGAAAGUCUAUCAUCUUAUUUCUCUUUGGAGAUGCUGACAAAUGGAGAUAUAACUGGAACCAUUUUUACCCAUCAAGAUUUUUCUGGAAAGUUCACUAAUGAAGCAAACACUUAUCUGAAUUCAAAUGGUGCUAGGUCAUCUGUGAAACUUGUGGGUAUGUCUAAAGUAGAUGGAUUUUCAACACUUGACCUAAAUGAAAAUCUUGCAAUUGAAGCAUCCACAAGACGCAUUUAUGCAGUUUGGGAACACCAAGGUGAAAAUUAUUUAAGGGUUACGCCACUUUUUACAACUAAAGGAAAUCAGAAUUGUAGAGCAACACUUGAACUGUCUCUUUGGAGUUUACUUACAGAUGUACAACUGCAGAUAAACCAGCCAAAUUCCUAUUUUGAAGAUACAUCAUUUAGUGAAGGAAUAGUACUUAGUCUAAACACUGAAAAACAGGAAUUUAGCCUGAAUGCACAGGGUACUUUAUAUUCACUUAUUAUAGCACAUGGCGUCAAGUUAUCAAAUGACAAGACAGAUGCAAGAUUUGAGAUUGAUGGAUCUUUACAAGGACAUGCAGAUUUUCUCAAAGCCAUCAUCCUCCCAGUUUAUGAGAAAUCCGUAUGGGAUGUAUUGAAAUUUGAUCUGGAGACAAGUGAUGAUCAAAAGCAAUAUCUAAAUGUAUCUACAUCAGUGAUUUACACAAAAAACAAAGACGGCCUUUUCUUUCCACUUCCAUUAAAUAUGCUUGAAGAUGGGUUUAUAAUUAAAUUUCCUGCCCUAACUUUAAAAUCACCAGAAUGGAUAAAUAAAGUUAGAAAUUAUGACAUGCCCGAAAUCCCCACAGUACUUGAAAUUCCAUCAUUCAAAGUUCCAUUUACAAGUCUUGAUUCCCCAGCAUAUAAAAUUGACUUUAACAACAUAAAAAUACAUGAAAAAAUAAGCACUUUGCCAUUUGAUGUUUCCUUCCCUUCAUUGCCAAAAGUUAAGUUCCCGAAAGUUGAUAUCUCAACCCAAUAUAUCACAUUGGAAGAGUAUAAAAUACCAUAUUUUGAGGUUACUAUACCACAAUACCAAAUAACUUUAGCCAGGUAUACUUUUCCCAAGAGCUUUUAUAAUAUAGAUUUCAAUAAAUUGGCAAAUAAAGUAGCAGACAUUGAUAUACCAACAAUAGAAAUUCCUGAGCAAUACAUAGAGAUACCUCCAGUUAAACUUAACUUGCCUGCAGGAAUUUUCAUACCAGCUUUUGGUGCUCUGACUGGAUCCAUGCAGUUAACCUCACCAAUAUACAAUCUUACUUGGACAUCAAAACUGGCAAAUAAUUCAGACAAUUUUGCCGCUUCCAUUGAUGCUACAUGCAGUUCAACACUACAGUUUCUGCAAUAUGAUCUUGAAGCUUCUACUACCAGUUCGAUUCAAGAAACUGGACUAUAUCUCAAUGGAAAGGGGACUUUUUCACAUAAAGACUUUAGCGUAGAUUGGAAACAGGAUGUUUCGUUUGAUGGUCUAAGGAUUCCUCGUCAUAAUGUAGAAGUUAAUGUUGAAAGUCCAACAUUCACAAAUGUUCAAAUACGUUGUCAGAAUGACAAAAAUAAGAUGUCCUCCUCUGUAACUUCACCAUCAGCUGGUACUUUGGGGCUUAUUCUGGAGAAGGAUUCUACAACAUUCAAAGGGAAACUGUUCAGUCGUACUUUGACCUCACCUGGAAAAGAUAAUGUAAUAUUAAAAACUGAAAUAUCAUUAAAGAACCCUGGAAAGAUUCAAAAUAAGAUUAAUUGGAAGGAAGAUGCUGCUCAGGAUAUACUAAAGGGUUUUAAAGAAAGGCUACCAAAGAUGUCUGAUGCAGUAUAUAACUGCAUCAAUAAAUAUCACAAGGAACAUUUAGGAAUGGAACUUAGUGAUGCUUCACUUAAGAUGAAGGACAGCUUACAAUACAUCAUUGUUUCCCCCCUUAGAUUUACAGAGAAUCACAUAUUAUAUAUGGAAUAUCAGCUUCGUAUAGCAGCAAGAGGAGCUAGUAAUAGGUAUAUGGACAUUAUAAAUGAUGCUCCAUUAUGGUAUAAAGUAGCAAGUGAUUGCAAAUCUGAUUGUGAACUGACAGCAAAGAUGUAUGAUGAAUCAAUAGCUGCUAUAAGACUUUACAAAAAUAUAGUAAAGGAUUUUAUCGAUGCCACAAUUAUAUUUCUCAAAAAUACCAAGUUCCAAUUGCCAGGACAGCCUAAAAGAUAUAAUGGUGAGGAACUGUAUAACAUGGCAAUGGAGAAUGCAAUGGGGACUGUUGACCAACUUAUUAAACAAAUGCUACAGCUGUUUGAUAUCAUUGUUCAAUCAAUUUAUGAUGUCAAAUUGUGGGUACCAGGAAGUAAUAGAACUAUCAAUGGUAAGGAAAUAGUUUAUAGAAUUAAAAACAUUUUGAAUGAGUUACAGCAGAUUGCCAAACAAGCAUUCACUGCUUUGCAGAAUAUUGACCUAGAAGUAAAACUCAUGGAACUGAAACAUUUUACUCAAGAAAUUUCACAAAGAUUUGAAACAAUAAUUGAAACACUAAAGUCUAGAAAUUAUCAAGAUUUGAGGGCUCAGGUUCAGCAAAUGUACAGUGAUGCAGUGAACUCGGAAUAUGGCAGCAAACUGAAUACAUUUGCAGAUGAAACAAAUAAAUUUGCUGUGCAGCUGCUCCAACAUAUUCAUCCUUGGUAUGUGGAGCUUUUAGAGAAACUCAAAGAGUUGCACAUCUAUGCCAAGGCCUUGCGUGAGGAGUAUUUAGAUCCAAAUAUAGUUGGCUGGUCAGUAAAAUAUUAUGAAAUAGAAGAAAAAGUGCUUGAAUUAGUCAAAUUUAUCUUUGAUUCAUUGAAAGAACUAUCUUCUAAGUAUGGAAUAGACAUCUCACAAGUUUCAGACAAUAUAAAGGAUACUGCCGGAAAAUACUAUGUAUUUGCCAAUGAAUUGGCAACCAAUGUUGGAGACAGAGGAAGGGAGCACAUCAAUGAAAUUUCCUUACAAAUGGAGAGAAAAAUCGCUUAUUGGUCUGAAUCUACCAGGAAACUCUCAGAAGAGCAAGCACAAAACCUCAGAUUAAGAGUCCAAGAAAUAUACAAUCAUUUUGUUAAUUCUUAUAGGAAAUUUAUUAAUGAAACCAACCGGCUUAUUGACGUUACCAUUGAAACAUACAACUCUUUCAUUGAAUUUAUAACAAAUCUUCUUCAAAGCUUCCAAAAUUCUGCCAGUGAAGAAAUGAAAACAUAUAUAUCAACACGUAAAGGAGAAAUAAAAGUUGAUGUGCCUCAUCCUUUUGACUGGAAAUCCUUUGAUGAAAUACCACAUUUAAGAAGUGACAUCAUAAGCAAGAGAAUGGAAAUCAUUCGGUCAAUGGUACUUGAUGGCACUGACAAAAGUUCCAAAAAGUAAGAACUCCAGAGUUUUAUUGAUAAACAACUUGAAGAAGGCAAACUUAGUGCACAGCAAAUUAUUGAUAACAUACAGAAAUGGGAAAAAAAACUAAAUGAACAUUAGGUGCUAUAAUAGUAGAAAAAUGUAUUUGUGUUCUGUUUAAAAAUAGCAACAAUCAGUAUAUUUAAAGCUUUGAACUCAUUGUUGUUUCUUUGUAUAUGAAAAAAACAAAACUUUUUUUCUUUUAAUGUGAAACUAAUAAAAAUAAGAUUCUUUAUUAUAACAUGGCUUGUUUUAAAUUAUGACAAUGUUCUUGUUUGCGUUAUGCAAAACAAUUAUUAAAAGACAUUUCAUCUUUACAAA
Molecule: messenger RNA, 14215 nt
Organism: Bombina bombina (fire-bellied toad)
Lineage: Eukaryota; Metazoa; Chordata; Amphibia; Anura; Bombinatoridae
Gene: APOB
Product: apolipoprotein B
Biological process (GO): lipoprotein transport; triglyceride mobilization; cholesterol transport
Cellular component (GO): low-density lipoprotein particle; mature chylomicron; very-low-density lipoprotein particle
Molecular function (GO): low-density lipoprotein particle receptor binding; cholesterol transfer activity
Source: RefSeq, a predicted model, not a curated record